AUGGCGUCACCUAUGCCAGUGCAACAGCCUUCUGGCAACUGGGGCCACUACGUUCAACAGCAGAGCAUGGCCGCUCCCACGCCCAACAUGGAUGACUUUGGCUCAGAGCGUAGGCUCAUGGGGCUCAAAGUCAAUUACACCUUCGAUCGCGAAGCCCAGGUCAACUUUCUGGCUCGUCAUCCUCAGCCUCUCCACGUCAACACGAUUGCCCUGAGCGAGACGAAAACGAUAGGUUACACCGACCUGAGCCUCUGCGCUCAAGCCAUUGCCCAAUGCAGCCCCGAGCUCCUGGGCGAGGACCACGACUACACCGUCUAUGCGUUCGACUACUCGGAGGAGGACACACCACUCGUCGGGCAAGGCUUGCUGUCCUGGAUACUGCAUGCUGACCCUUCCGAAUCCAAAAUGAUCUUUGGCCGCCUCACCAAGAACCCCCUUGCCUUGCUCCCUGGUGGAAACGGUCUCAAGGAAAUGCUGGAGGUCAAGUUCAAGCUCCUGCCCACCAACAGACCGCCUCGCCGACCCGACUAUGGUCGGCACGAUGCCCUUGCGAGCUUUGAUCAGACAAUGUCCCACGUCAGGCAACAUGAUGGUGUCAUGACGCCGACAGGCAGCCAGGAGUGGGACUCGUUCCUCCAGUCGAACCCCCAACUAGGUCAACACCAAAACUUGAACAACCCGUCAGCACUACCCGGUGACCAGUCAUUUGAUGGCCCAAACCGGGUCGCCCCGACGCUCGUCGACACCCAGGGUGAUGACGCAGCCAACCCGCCUUCCCGCCCAGCAUCAAGAGCUUCGACGACAUCAACGACGAAGCGAAAGAGGACGAGGAUACCCACCGGUCGACCACGUGGCCGUCCUCCUAAUCCCAAGAAGAAUGCGGUGACUGUGGACACUCUCCACAGCCAAGGCCCGGGCAGCACAUCCGGCUAUGAAGAAGGAACGGACGCCGAGGAAAGCGCACCUGCGAAAAAGAAGCGUGCGACGACGACAGCGGUUACGAAGAACAUCAACGACCCCUUCGGAGGCAGCGCUGGCCCUGAAUCUCUCAGAGUGGCUGCCAGCACGGCUGGCUCGAUUCGAACCUUGCGACCACCCGGUGCUGGUGGCGAAACCACGCAAGGCAACCAUCUGCAGGAUGUGCCUAGAGCACCCACACCGAUCCCGGCAGCAGGGCCUCGCAGGGCGCAAGGUGGCAGGGGCGCCGGUGCCAGCAGCCUUCGCCGACAAUCUACCCUGAGUCAGGCUGCCAUUGCUGCUGAGCAGAACCCCUCCUUCACGGAGUCUGUAUCGGCCAUGUCACCACCUAGCCAGGAUGGUCGCUCGCCCGGAGAAUCAGAGAUUGCGUCUCCCGUCUACUCGGACAGCCCUGGGCAGAUCGGCUCAUCACCACCAGUGCCCAGAGUGACGGCCUACAUCCGCUCUAGCCCUCCGGCGAGCAGCCCGACCCUGCCUCCAAUGCCGAAACCACAACCAGACUCUGGGUUCAUGAGUGGCGACAUUGAUGACCUGUUCGAUGAGCAAAGCAAGCCUUUCAAAUUGGAACCUACAUCGCAGCCGGCGUCACGCCCAAUACCGAGAGCCUCUGACCGGCAAAAGAUCCCUGGCGUUCUCAUCCAUGAGCUGAGACAAACUCGGCCAGCGUCGAGCGAUGUCGAAAUGGUACUCCAUGCGGAUUCUCAACCGCCCUAUGCGAGUAACGCACGUUCGACCCUUCCGUCCCCUGCCCCAACAUAUGGACCUCCCGCCCAUCCAUACAGACCACCUGCGCCGCCGGCCUCGCUGAAUCGGUCAAAAAGCGAUUCGCACGCACUCAUGGCACCGCCGGCUGCGCAAGUAGGUUUAAAAGAUCCGUCGCCACAGCUAGAGGAGCCAGCUGUGGCGGUUGACAGAGACAUGGCAAAAGCCGCACCUGCUGCUCCGACCCAGGAAACACCCAUGCCAUCAGUGGAGGAUCAGGGUGAAAACGGACACCCUGUUCAUAUUCAACAGAUGAUCACCUCCCAACGACCUCUCGACGAAAGGCAGUCCACGGAAAGCAGGACCCCUUCGGAGAACCAAAGACCAUCCGCACACCCCACGGAAAACCCUGCACCACAAGAGCAGGAGCUCAUGCAGCGCCUAGCAGCUGUUGCGAGGGAUGCUUCGGAGUCAGAAGGCUCGCUGCCUCCCGCCAGCACAGCGAUUGAUCUGUUCGCCAGACCACUGCCGCCAAAUGCCAGGCAGCACUCUCGCCCAGCCACGACCACGUCCCGACCGCAGCUGGCCGCAAUCCCAGCCAGCGAUCCCAUCGGCUCGCUUGCACUCCCUGGUGCAGUGGAUACUUCGUUUUCCGAGGCGCCCGCCCCAAAGUCUCCAAAGUCGCCUCGGUCCAACAAGAAUCUUGUGAAGAAGGCAGUGAUUCGGCUGCGACUAGAGGAAGCGAUUGCCGCUGGUCAGAUGCCUGCAUACUGCACCAACUGUGGCGCCAUCGAGACACCCACUUGGAGAAAGAUCUGGACGCAAGAACGAUUUGGGGUUCCCGAAUUUUGCGAGUUUUCCGAGAAGCCUGGCAAGAUCACUGCCAUCAUUGUCUUGGAGCGCGAUACGGACGACAACCCUAGUAAAUAUCAACUGAUCAAGAAGGGCCUAGGUGAGAAGGACAACAAGGAAGAAUGGGUCGAGUCUCUGCUCUGCAAUCCUUGCGGCAUCUGGCUUGCGAAGUGGAAGAUCCACCGACCACCCGACAAGUGGGAUCGUGGCCAACAGCCAAAGACCCGGCGACGGGGUCGUGCCGCGCGCAACCCCAAGCGUUCCAAGGGUGCUGCUGAGGCUACGUCAGAAGCGGCCUUUGAAACCGACCCUGCUGGCCCUGAAGGCAUGGACGGCCCCUCCGAAGACAUUAGCAAAACGUUGCACGUGGCCUCGGUGGACGACACAAACUCGCGGGAAGCUUCCCUGGCGCUCGAGCAAGCCUUGCGGAACGACCUCCUUUCGCCAGCAAAGCAACAUCGCUCCCGGCAUGGCUCGACACACUCUCGAGGAAGCGGCACAGCGAAGAGUCCAAUUAUGGUGGGGGCGAGUGCGGAAGAGGCCAUAAUGGGAGCGACACGUCGUCUCUUGUUCCCUUCGCCCCGUAAGGAUGGGCAAGUGAAGGUGCUCAACGAGGUGGCCAUCAACGUCAUUCAGCUGGAUGCGUCUAAGGUCGAGACCAGAGAUCCUGAUAUCAAGGGGCCCAGGGCUCCGCACCAACAAGGUCAACUGACCGUCCCUGAUGACGAUGAUGAACUGGAGUCUCUUUUCCGCAGUCCAAUGGCGCGACCUUCGACCCCUCCUACGCAAGACGGCAACCAUCCAGGACCGUUCAAGACCCCUACACGGCCAACUCCGAGUCAUCGCCCCGUCACGCGCAGCAUCUCCAAGUCCAUCAAGUCGGGCCGUUCCCGCCCUUCUCCAGCGCAAGCACUAGCUAUGCUCCAAGCCACGCCCACUCGCACACCGCGCUCGCUUGCUCGUGUUUUGGGAGGCGACAGUCCCAGUCUGAGACGCAGCCCAAGGUUCACGGGACACGACGAUCUUACGUUGGCGUUGCUUGAAACCCCCAUGACCCGGUCGAUCAGCCAGAUGCUCUCUGACUACGGGGUUGAGGACGACGGCCUCGGCUUUGGCAGCAUUGCAGGCAUGCCAGAGCUAGAAGGCCUUGAUGACAUACCCUUUGACUUCGGCAGCUUGCUCGGUUCCGAUGCCACUGCGGCCAGCUCGCCUUCAAAGGCCAAGCGUGGAACCGGGUUCGACUAUGCGGGCACUGAUCACAUGUGGACCGAGUGGAACAAAGGGGCUCCCACAGAGCCGCAGGAGUGA
Messenger RNA from Verticillium nonalfalfae, 3840 nucleotides. RefSeq lists its product as uncharacterized. Bases 1 to 3840 code for a protein of 1279 amino acids. Gene Ontology annotation, biological process: regulation of transcription by RNA polymerase II; silent mating-type cassette heterochromatin formation; rDNA heterochromatin formation. Lineage: Eukaryota; Fungi; Ascomycota; Sordariomycetes; Glomerellales; Plectosphaerellaceae. Gene Ontology annotation, molecular function: zinc ion binding. The record is from RefSeq and is a predicted model, not a curated record. The transcript is spliced from 2 exons.